AUGGCGGAGCUGCUGCGCUUCAGCCAGAGCUUCAAGCUCAACAAGCCCAUCCCGGACGACCUCGUCUCCAUCCUCGCCAAGGACGAAGACAAGCAGCGCCAGAUCCGCGAAAAGUCCUCCCGCGACGCCGCCUCGGCCCAGGCCCGCGCCAUCGGCGUCACCUCCACCACCGCCGCCCUCCUCGGCCCCGGCGCCGCUCCGCACGCCCACGCCCACGGUGCCGCGCCCGCCGUCCCCGCGAGCGCGACCGUCAAGGCGCUCGCGUCCGCCAAGCACGCCGCUGCCGCCGUCGGCGCGAGCGCGAGCGCCGGAUCGGCGCUGGGCAAGGCUGGAGAUGGCGCGACGGGGAAGGCGCAGCAGCAGGCCGUUGGUAAGAGCGGCAGGAUCAGCAUGGUCAUACAGCCGAUCCCGCCGUUCAAGGGCCCCCGCUCGGGGAAGCACGGCGGCGCGGGCGAUAAGGCGGGCGCUGUGGGCUCGUCUGCGGCGUUGGGUGCGUCUGCGUCUGCUGUGGCGGGAGUGAAGAGCGCCGGCGCGAGUGCGAGCGCGAGCGCGCAGGCGCAGGCGCAGGCUCAGGCGCAGGCGCAUGCGAAUAGGCUCAACGUGAACGCGUCGUCGUUCAGGCCGAAUCCGAAGGCGGUGGCGUUUAUGCCCUCGUCGCCCAAUGCGGUGAGCCCGUCGACGGCGGCGACCGCGUCGCCCAAGGGCAAGUCCGACAGCGCCGCAAACGCGCCGGCGACGCCGAACCCGUUCUUCGGCGCGCGCCCGCUCAAGAAGCAGCCCGUGCACGUCAAGGACGAUUUUAACCCGUUCAAGUAUAACAAGGUCGCGGACGCGUCUGCUAUCAACUCCAUAUGGCCGUACCAGGGCAAGCGCUACUCGCAGAUGUUCAUGCCCUUGCAGAUGCCGCCCCAGCAGCACUCGCCGCACAUGCCCCCGCCCGGGCCCGUCCCGCCCAUGCCCCCGCCGCCGUCGUACGAGGAAGACUCGGCCGCGCAGGCCGCCGCGCGCGGAUACGUCUACGCGUACCCGCCCUACGGGUACCCCGGCCAGCCCAUGAUGCCAGGGAUGGUGCCCCCGCCGCCCGGCGCGUACAUGCAGGGCCCGUUCAUGCAGCCGAUGCACUACCCGCCUUCCAUGCCCCCCAACGCGAUGUACGCGUCCCCACAGAUGGGCCAGAUGCCUCGUACGUCCUCCGUCCUCCCGCUUUAG
Heterobasidion irregulare TC 32-1 is the source of this 1209-nucleotide messenger RNA. RefSeq lists its product as uncharacterized. The transcript has 7 exons. Bases 1 to 1209 code for a protein of 402 amino acids. NCBI's taxonomy places the organism in Eukaryota, Fungi, Basidiomycota, Agaricomycetes, Russulales, Bondarzewiaceae. The record is from RefSeq and is a predicted model, not a curated record.